Suillus subaureus is the source of this 1305-nucleotide messenger RNA. RefSeq lists its product as uncharacterized. Lineage: Eukaryota; Fungi; Basidiomycota; Agaricomycetes; Boletales; Suillaceae. The record is from RefSeq and is a predicted model, not a curated record. Bases 1 to 1305 code for a protein of 434 amino acids. The transcript is spliced from 2 exons.
AUGGUUCUUAACAGUUAUCUUGUACAGUUGACAUGGAUUGAUGAUCAUGAUCUCAAGCGCAUUUCGACAGUGCUGGCUGAAUUUCACACCAACAAGCAGGCAAUCUUAGAUGCUGGGUUCUGUCAAGGCAAGGGUGGCAAAAACAUCGACAAUUGGUACAUUCUGAAAUUGGAGCUCAUGCAGAGCAUCGCUCCCAGUAUUCGCAAUACUGGUGUUUCCCUGCAGUGGACUGCAGACACCAUGGAGCAUGCACAUAUCACUGAGAUCAAAGAUCCCACACGAUCCAGUAACAACAACCAUUAUGAUGCGCAGAUUUGUCGCCAUCUUGACCAUGCUGACAAGUGCUGUUGCUUUGGGCUCACUGCGAGUCUACUGGACCAGUCAAAUCAACACGCAUACCCAGAUGAAGAAGAUGACAACAAAAUUGAUGUUGAUGUUGAUCAUGAUCAUGAUGUCCUAGUGACAAUCAACCACCACAAUUAUUCAUGGCCAAUCACUGAUUACUUUGCUAUCACACAGACUCUUCUGCACAAGGAUGUAGGAACAAUCCCCUGGCCAUUGCAAACUUUCAUUGUUGCACAGCAUGUAGCAGUUCAUCUUGCCUAUGACCCAUCAAUCAGAGCCAUCUCCAUUGACAACACUGCUCUCAAAUUCAACCUUCCCAACUUGCGACCAGCUCUUGCUGACUUCCUUCGUUGUGAAGAUACCUAUAGAAAUGAUCACAUUCACACAAUUGGUGGGGCUAGGAGAGCUAAGCUCAAUGCUUCACUUCCUUUUGACAAGCUCCAAGUUUGGUUCAAACUUUGGCUCCAGGACAUGGACAUUCACAAGACUAGCAUUGUGCAGCCUGCACAGACCCUGAAUUGUGCACCACCUUGCGGCCUCUGGACCUCUGGCCAGUAUGACACAGUCAUUAUCAAUCACAAUGGGGGGUACUCGUGGCCUACUGAUGGUCUUCGUGGUCAUAGUGUUGCUCAAAUCAGGCUUAUUGUCUGUCCAAUUGGAAAGAGGGGCACAGAAUGGCCAUGGAAGGAUCGCUUCCUCAGUUAUGUGCAACAAUUUGACAUUGGUGAUCAUGCACCAGCUACGAAGUUACAUUUGCUUAAGAGGGCAAAGUGGUUGAAUGGGACUUGGAUUGGUGACAUCAUUCCAGUCACUCAGUUCAGGGUGCCCAUUAAUAUAGUCCCUUGCUUUGGCUCAAAGGCAGAUAAUCAUCUCACCCUGUAUAACAGCAUUGAACACUUGUCAGAAUUUUGGCUUAACAGGUACUGGGACAAAAAUACAUUCUUCCCGCUUUUGAUGUAG